Messenger RNA from Cyprinus carpio (common carp), 3561 nucleotides. Its product is annotated as insulin receptor substrate 2-B-like. The record is from RefSeq and is a predicted model, not a curated record. Gene Ontology annotation, biological process: insulin receptor signaling pathway. NCBI's taxonomy places the organism in Eukaryota, Metazoa, Chordata, Actinopteri, Cypriniformes, Cyprinidae. Gene Ontology annotation, cellular component: cytosol; plasma membrane. Gene Ontology annotation, molecular function: insulin receptor binding; phosphatidylinositol 3-kinase binding.
CCCGCGCAGUGCGCUGACGUGCUCGUCACGUGAUGUUUUCGCUGGGCUGUAGUGAUGUGUAGCCACCAUGAGUGAAGCGGGCAAAUAAAGAUUUAUCAUGGCAGCGAGCGAUGAUGGAGGCUCUGCGAAGAUGCAACGUCUCGUCGUGCUGAAUAAUCACCAAGGGGAAGCAUCGGAAAGCAGCACGGAUCACUCGAACGUGUAAUUGUAUCUGAGCGACGAACCCGCAGCCGACAAAAUGGGCCGUGCAUCAGCGUAAAGCGGAGGUAAAGUGACCUUUCAUCGCAUUGUCCCAUGGAAGAUCGGCCGCGUUUACCGAAUCACGGCGUCAUGUUGACACUGGAGGCACAGCCGCGGCGCGCUGUCACGAAAACGGCCGCGAUCUCUUGUGCUGCCGGGGAGCCUCCAUCCUCCUCCUCCUCCACCUCAAUCAAUAACAGCGGCUCCCGUUUGCCCAUGCACUUAACGGCCUCCUCUCAUUCUCAGCCUCAGAGGAGGUACCAUCCGCCUUACCACUUUAAAGUGCAUCAUCUGUUCCCGGAUGAGAACCCUCAGGAUGCUGUAUUGAGGAAGAACUUGCCACCGCUCCAGUAUAAAGUGCACGACUCUGCCUUCUGCCGCGUGCUGAGCACCGACACCACUGCUGCUGUCCUGGCCGCCGCCGCCGUCUGCUCCGGCGGUGUGGAUAGGGACAUAUGGAAAUGUGGCUAUCUCAGAAAACAGAAGCACGGCCACAAGAGGUUCUUCGUCUUGAGGGGCCCCAGCAACCUCGGGUCCAGUCGGUUAGAGUAUUACGACAGCGAGAAGAAAUUUCGAAACGCCCUCAAAGCUGCUGCCUCCGGUGUCGCGUGCCCUGCCAAGAGGGUGAUCUAUCUGUCCCAGUGUUUUACGGUGAACAAGAGGGCUGAUGCUAAGAACAAAUACCUCAUUGCCCUUUAUACUAAAGAUGAGUAUUUCGCAGUGGUGGCAGAGAGCGAACAGGAGCAAGAGGAGUGGUACUUGGCCCUCACCGAACUUAUGACGGAGGGAAAAAAGGGGCAGCUGGACAAUGACGAACUCGAUGACGGUUACGGGACGAUUUCGCCAGGUACCAUUUUCAAGGAGGUGUGGCAGGUCAACGUCAAACCUAAAGGCUUGGGUCAGACAAGGAAUCUAAUGGGCGUGUACCGUCUGUGCCUUUCCGCCAAGACUAUUCACCUGGUGAAGCUGAACUCGGAGACGCCGGCCGUCAACCUGCCGCUAAUGAGCAUUCGCCGCUGCGGCCACUCCGAGAGCUUCUUCUUCAUCGAGGUGGGCCGCUCUUCUUCCAUCGGUCCGGGUGAAAUCUGGGUGCAAGUCGAGGACUCGGUGGUGGCGCAGAACAUGCACGAGACCAUUCUCGACACCAUGAAGGCUUUAAAGGCCUUUCCUGACUUUAGGCCGCGGAGCAAAAGCCAGUCCUCCGGCUCGAAUCCCAUACCAUUUAUCACUACUCGCCGACAUCUCGGCAACCUUCCCCCAAGCCAAACUGGUCUGCAGCGCCUCUCCAGGACAGAUUCAGUUACGGGCACGCCACCUACAGGGAAAAAUAGAGGGCGGGGACAGCGCUACCGGACCUCCAGUGAGGGCGAAGGCACUCAGGACCGCCCUCUCAGCUCUGGCACGGGCAGCCUGGUGCACCUAAAUACCCCCGUUCUCAGCGUGGGCAGGGAAGAAAGCGGCAGCUGCUGCGCCCAUGGCUCACCAGGUUCGAGCCAGCACACCCGGUCCGCUUCACUUCCUGUGUCUCACUUCCUGUCUGCUACAAGCCCCAUCAGUGUGUCCAGCAGCAGCGGGCACGGCUCGGCCUCUGACACACACACUCGCCCCUCUAGCUCCUCCAUUUGUGGCUCCCCAAGUGACGGAGGCUUCAACUCGUCCGAUGAGUUCUGCCCCAGCCCGUGUGACUUCAGGUACUUUCACGCAAGUUGCACCACGCCCGAAUCCCACGGCAGCACUCCGCCCGUUCGAGAGGACUAUCGUCUGACUGAAUACAUGACCAUGGAUUGGCACAGAGAUGGGGCAAGGACUUUCGAGGAGGAGAGCAGUUACAUGGAGAGGACUUUCCUCAAGCUAGCACAUUCAUCCAAGCCGAAGCUUGGCGGCGGUUUGAGUAUCACACAGCAGAAAGCUACGCAAACCUCAUCCUCUUUAGACGAGUCGAGCCCGGUGGAGUCGAAACGACACCAGGUUUGCUCGUGCCUGCUGAAGUCAGCCUAUAAAUCUUACUCUGAAUUACAUCACCCAAACAAACCUGCCUUGCUCAGCUCUGAGUGUCAAAAGAAACUGCCAAAAGACGAUGGCUACACGCCCAUGUUCUACAGCAUUGCUCCCUCUCCGAAUGCAGAUUACAUCCCUAUGCAACCCCGAGCAAACCACCCCGCCACCCUGGACAUUCACCCCUGUUCCUCGCAGCAGGCGGACCGAUUUGGCUACAUGAUGAUGCUCCCAGGCGACAGCCCCUCUGGUAGAGAGCAGGUGGAGUAUGACGACUACAUGGACAUGUCCCAACUUACCGUGGCCGAAGGCUUUUCGCAGGCCUCGCCUGAAGGUCCAAAGACCUCAUACUUCUCACUCCCGCGCUCCUACAAAGCCCCGACACGAGAAAAGUGCGAAAAGAUGGAAUACAUUCCCAUGUCCCCAGCUGAGCCCUCAAGCCCACCUAGUCCCGGAGAGUACAUUCAUAUGGACUUCGGGUCCCGUCCAUCUCACGUCGCAGCUUCUCCAUCCUCCGUAAAUUCACCCUCCACUCCGCCGCCUUCUCAGCCAUGCUAUCGGCACUGUUGCUCCUCACCAGACCAUGACUGUUUGGGCCUAAACAUGGACAGCCUCCUGAAGGACCACCCUCCUCGACACUCGCUCGUAGCACCAUGGAACCCGCCCAACUAUGCCCGUCCCUUAGGGUGCUCCUUUGGGCAGGCAUCGACUAAUUUAGAUCCUGAAAAGACGCACGACGAAUGCGGAGAUGGUCCGUUGAGAACAAUGCAGCGCCUUUGUAUCUCCGAGCAUCUGCCAUUCGGUCAUACGGAUCUUAAGGUCAUCAGGGCGGACCCGCAGGGAAGGAGACGACACAGUUCGGAAACGUUCAUCCCCUCGCCUGCUUCUUUUAUUGGUGGUUGCGGAAUCAGGCCCUCAGCCAAUCAGAAUCUCCCCGAAGCUAGCAGAUGGCAAAACUCUAGCUCCUUCGAUAGUAUGUGGUCACACUCGGACGCCUCUCCCGACUCGGCAGCCCUAGCGACGAGCACCGCUAGCGGAGGGACGCCUCAGAACACCUCAUCCAGCUACCUCAACUACAUCGCUCUGGACCUGAGAGAAGUGCCCAGGGUCACACGCGACACUCCCCCUCCACACCCAGCUCACAGUAACCUCCAAGAGAGCGAUGCUUACGCUGGUAUAGACUUCUCCGUUUCGGGAGGACGUGCCACUGCCUCAAAAGAUUGAGUGACUCAAAUGCUGGUGCCCGGAGGGGAAUCAGGACACGGAGAAUCCACUGAACUCUGGAACGCCGAAGAGCAAGCCGCCUCCUCCUCCUCCUCCUCAGAC